This is a messenger RNA of Penicillium atrosanguineum, 1575 nucleotides long. Its product is annotated as putative GABA permease. Gene Ontology annotation, molecular function: transmembrane transporter activity. The coding region runs from base 1 to 1575 and encodes 524 amino acids. Lineage: Eukaryota; Fungi; Ascomycota; Eurotiomycetes; Eurotiales; Aspergillaceae. The record is from RefSeq and is a predicted model, not a curated record. The transcript has 5 exons. Gene Ontology annotation, biological process: transmembrane transport. Gene Ontology annotation, cellular component: membrane.
AUGGAAGCCUCUGUCAAGAGUCCAAGGCCGCAGGCCGUGGACAUGGACAUCCCGCCCGUGGACCAAGGUAGCCAUGCAAGCCAUAGGCCGGGUACGGUGAAGGAUAAUCGUGACAUGCAGCGAAUGGGAAAGGUUCAGGAGUUCAAGAGAAACAUGCGACCUAUAGCGGCACUUAGUUUUGCUUCUGUCUUGCAAGCAACAUGGGAGUAUAUUUUGAUUUCAAACUACGAGGGACUCGAGAAUGGAGGACUGCCUGGCAUGUUCUGGGGUUACAUUUGGACCUUCAUUGGAUUCGGCUUCAUCAUCGCCUCGAUCUCCGAAAUGUCAUCGAUGGCGCCAACCUCUGGCGGGCAAUAUCAUUGGGUGUCUGAGUUUUCCUCGCCUCGAUACCAAAAGUUCCUUAGCUACAUUACUGGCUGGAUGUCAGUUUUGGCCUGGCAAGCCGGGACAGCUUCUGGCUCCUAUCUAACAGGAACCAUCAUCCAAGGACUGAUCAGUGUUCGAAACCCAGACUAUGAACCCCAAAAUUGGCAAGGUACUCUACUGGUCUUUGCGAUGGUUCUGGUGAUCUACAUCUUCAAUGUCUACGCGUCUGACUCGAUGGAGAUCCUCAGUAACCUAUUGAUGAUGCUUCACAUUACAUCCUGGGCGGUCAUUUUAAUCGUUCUUUGGGCUCUGGCCCCUCACCAAUCUGCAGAGGCUGUGUUUGUUACACAAUGGAAGAACUUCGGGGGCUGGUCUACCAUGGGAUUGAGCGUAAUGAUUGGCCAAAUCUCUGCCAUAUAUGGCUGUUUGAGCUCCGACGCGGCUGCACACAUGUCCGAAGAAGUCAAGGAUGCCGGCCGAAGCGUAGCUGUCGCCAUCUUCUGGGGCUAUCUUUUGAAUGGCAUCAUGGCAGCUAUCCUGCUAAUUACUUAUCUCUUUGCUACUCCAUCCGUGGAAGACUCGCUAAACGACAUCACUGGGUUCCCCUUCCUCUAUGUCUUCAAACAGGCCACUUCAACAGCCGGCGUGAAUGGGCUCACGGCGAUCGUCCUACUGCCAGUCAUAUUCAGCAAUGUUUUAUUUAAUGCCGCAACAUCUCGUCAGACAUUCGCCUUUGCCCGUGAUAACGGUCUCCCAUUCUCUCGAUGGAUAGGGAAGAUCGACAAAAAACGGCAGAUUCCGGUAAAUGCCAUUGCUCUUUCCUGUAUAAUCAGCUGUGCGCUUUCACUCAUCAAUAUCGGGUCCGAGACUGCGUUCAAUGCUAUAAUCUCGCUCAAUGUGGCUGCACUGAUGUACACUUACAUUAUCUCCAUCGGGUGUGUUAUUUACCGAAAGAUCUGGCAUCCUGAAACCCUUCCGCCCCGUCGUUGGGAUAUGGGACGAUGGGGUUUGGCUGUCAACAUCAUCGGCCUUUUAUACUGCUGUUUCGCACUGUUUUGGUCACUGUGGCCCAGCGAUCUUCCAGUGACUCUGGAAAACUUCAACUGGAGUGUAGUCAUCUUUGGAGGAGUUUUCAUCAUCAGCCUUGUAAUGUAUUUGAUCAAGGGACGGAAAGAGUAUUCUGGUCCGGCUGCGAUUGUACAAAGAUGA